AUGGCGGCGACGCUGGCGAGGAGGGCGGGGCGCUCCACGGCGGCGGCGGCGCUAUGGGGCGCGGCGAGGGGCUUCGCGUCGGUGGGGUCCGACAUCGUCUCGGCCGUGCCCGGCGUAUCGCUGCAGAAGGCGCGGUCCUGGGACGAGGGCGUCGCCACCAAGUUCGCCACCACGCCUCUCAAGGACAUCUUCUACGGGAAGAAGGUGGUCAUCUUCGGCUUGCCCGGUGCAUAUACAGGGGUUUGUUCACAAGCGCAUGUUCCUAGUUACAAGAACAAUAUUGACAAGUUGAAAGCAAAAGGGGUCGACUCUGUUAUCUGUGUAGCUGUGAAUGAUCCGUAUGUCCUGAAUGGAUGGGCAGAAAAGCUAGAGGCUAAAGAUGCAAUUGAGUUCUAUGGUGACUUUGAUGGGAGUUUCCACAAAAGCUUGGAUUUGGAGAUAGACCUUUCUGCUGCUUUGCUUGGCCGCCGUUCUCACAGGUGGUCUGCCUUUGUUGACAAUGGUAAGAUCAAGUCUUUCAAUGUUGAGGAAGCACCGUCCGACUUUAAGGUUUCUGGUGCAGAGAAGACAGGCAUAGGAAAUAGCCAGGAGCAGCAGCCGGCGGCGGCCAUAGCCCAGGAGCCCGGAGCUGUUUCUUCGUCGCAGGAAUGGGCAAGAAUGGCAUCCAGAGGCCUGACAUCGUCGCCGUGGUCGUCGCAGGUGGACGCCUUCACGGCGGGGCCGUUCAAGGGCAACCCCGCCGCGGUGUGCCUCCUCGAGGACGCCGCCAAGGCCGCUGACGAGCGGUGGAUGCAGUCCGUCGCCUCCGAGUUCAACCUCUCCCAGACCGCCUUCCUCCUCCGGGACUCCUCCGCGGCCGGCGCCGCCCCGCGGUUCCAGCUCCGAUGGUUCACCCCCGCCGCUGAGGUGGAGCUCUGCGGCCACGCGACGCUGGCCUCCGCCCACUUCCUCUUCACAUCCGUCCUCGCGGAGCACGAGGCGCUCAUCGAGUUCUCGACCAAGUCGGGGAUUCUUACCGCCAAAAAGGUUGCUGCGCCGGAGAGUACGGGCGUGUCAGGCAAGGGGAAACUGUUCAUUGAGCUGGAUUUCCCCAUGAUUGACCUCGUUGAUUGCCAUCCUUCUGAGCUGCCGUCCAUCCCCGAGACGCUGAACGGAGCUUCCAUUGUCAGCGUUCACAAGUCAACGACCGCUGGUGACCUCAUUGUGGAGCUUUCAUCAGGAAAAGAGGUUGCUGAUAUCAUUCCUAACAUUCAUGAAAUUAAAAUGUGUUCUGGUGGAGGAAUUAUUGUUACAGGGCCAGCGCCUGCUGGAUCUGGUUAUGACUUCUUCACGCGUUUUUUCUGCCCAAAAUUUGGGAUACCUGAGGAUCCCGUUUGUGGCAGUGCGCAUUGUGUCUUAGCACCUUAUUGGGGCGGGAAGCUGGGGAAACACAAACUGACGGCAUUUCAAGCAUCUCCACGGAGUGGAAUACUAUACCUGGAGUUAGAAGCUGCAGGCAGGAGAGUGCGAAUUCAGGGCGAAGCUGUUACUGUGAUGACUGGUACCCUCCUAGCGUAG
Messenger RNA from Miscanthus lutarioriparius, 1557 nucleotides. The record is from the annotation of a GenBank genome assembly. NCBI's taxonomy places the organism in Eukaryota, Viridiplantae, Streptophyta, Magnoliopsida, Poales, Poaceae.